AUGGCUUUCUUCUACAUCUUUUUCUUUUUAGCUUUGCUAAUCUUCACUUUACUUGUCAAAAAUAUAAGAACCACAAAUGAAAUCUCCAAAUUUAACCCCCCACCAAGUCCACCAUCAUUACCCAUCAUAGGCCACCUUCACCUUAUAGGCUCAAUCAUACCAAAAUCAUUCCAAAAACUUUCUCAACGCUAUGGCCCUUUAAUUCAUCUCAAACUAGGUGCCUCGACUUCUAUAAUUGUCUCCAAUGCACAAGUUGCAAAACAAGUCAUGAAAACACAUGACCUUAACUUUUGUUACCGACCCCAAUUUGGAUCCUCUCAUGAUUUUUUAUACAAAGGAUCAUAUUUCAUCACUGCUCCAUAUGGUCCUUAUUGGAGAUUCAUGAAAAAGUUGUGUGUUACUAAAUUACUCUCUAGCUCACAACUUGGUCGUUUUUUGCAUAUUAGAGAGCAAGAAUUAGAGAUUCUCAUGAAAUCUUUUGUGGUUUGUUCUAAUGAAAAUAGGUCAACGGAUUUGUGUUUGGAUUUCACUAUUUUUAGUAAUAAUAUUUUGUGUCGUAUGGCAAUGGGAACAACUUUAUUUGACAAAGAUAUUAUUAGAUGUUUAGUCAGGGAGUUUAUGCAUGUAGGAGCAAAAUUGAGUAUGGGUGAAGUGUUUGGGCCUUUGGGAAAGUUGGAUUUGUUUGGGUAUGGGAAAAAGCUUAGAAAAAUAGUUGGUGAAUUUGAUCAUAUUUUGGAAAUUUUCUUGAAGGAACAUGAAGAGAGAAACAUUGAGGAUUGUCAAGGAGACAUGAUGGAUGUUUUAUUAGAAGUGUAUAGGAAUCCAAAUGCUGAAGUGAGGUUAACAAGGAAUGAUAUCAAAGCCUUCUUCUUAGACAUUUUCUUGGCUGGAACAGACACAUCUUCAGUGACAAUGCAAUGGGCCAUGGCAGAGAUGAUAAACAACCCAAAUAUCCUAAGGAAAUUAAGGGCUGAGAUUAAAUCUGUAGUGGGACCUACCAAAUUAGUCAGAGAGUCAGAUGUUUCAAAAAUGCCUUACCUACAAGCUUGUGUAAAAGAAGUAUUAAGACUUCAUCCAUCUGCACCGUUCGCUCUUAGACAAUCAGCAGAGGAUUGCAAAAUCAACGGCUACGAUGUAAAGGCACAAACAAGGACAUUGAUUAAUGUUUAUGCCAUUAUGAGAGACCCACAAUCAUGGGUCAAUCCUGAAGAGUAUAUACCUGAAAGAUUCUUAGAUAGUGCCGAUGAGAUCAACGGUGGAGAUGAACAUGUGAGUAAGAUGGACGGUGGGGAUGAUUUUAGGUUUAUUCCAUUUGGGUUUGGGAGGAGGGGUUGUCCUGGGUCUUCACUUGCUUUGAGGGUUAUAGAAGUAACAAUUGCUGCAUUGGUUCAAUGUUUUGAGUGGGAAGUUAAAGGUGGAGGUAAAGUUGAUUUGGAAGAAGGUUCAUCGUUUUCUGUGGGAUUAGCAAAACCGCUAGUUUGUUACCCUGUUACUUGUUUUAAUCCUUUUGAAGUUUGUGAUUAG
Messenger RNA from Vicia faba (fava bean), 1524 nucleotides. NCBI's taxonomy places the organism in Eukaryota, Viridiplantae, Streptophyta, Magnoliopsida, Fabales, Fabaceae. The record is from the annotation of a GenBank genome assembly.